Messenger RNA from Suricata suricatta (meerkat), 1979 nucleotides. RefSeq names its product solute carrier family 66 member 1 (gene SLC66A1). Bases 133 to 1134 code for a protein of 333 amino acids. The record is from RefSeq and is a predicted model, not a curated record. Lineage: Eukaryota; Metazoa; Chordata; Mammalia; Carnivora; Herpestidae. The transcript is spliced from 8 exons.
GCUUGAACUCACAACCCCAAGAUCUAGAGUCGCCUGCUCUACUAACUGAGCCAACCAGGCAUCCCUGGGGCUGCUUCAUAAACCCAAAAGCCCUGAUCUGAAGGCCAGAGACACUGUUCAUGAGUUCUGGACAUGUGCCCUCCGUGGUUCCAAGACACCCCUGCUGUGGUCCUUGUCAAACCUCCGGACGCAGUCAAGCUUCGUGGGAACCCUGGACCUGUAUUCUCAUGGUGCUGUUUGACCAGGAGGACAGCGGCCAUGGCCCGGAAGAAACUGGGCUCCGGCAACUUCUCCAGCUGCCCCAACGGCUCCCUCGAGUGGAUAUGGGACGUGUUUGGCGAAUGCGCCCAGGACGGCUGGGACGAGGCCAGCGUGGGUCUGGGCCUGAUCUCCAUCCUCUGUUUCGCAGCGUCCACCUUCCCCCAGUACAUCAAGGCCUGCAAGACGGGCAACAUGGACCAGGCGCUCUCUCUGUGGUUCCUCCUGGGCUGGAUCGGCGGAGACUCCUGUAACCUCAUCGGCUCCUUCCUCGCCGACCAGCUGCCCCUGCAGACCUACACGGCGAUAUAUUAUGUCCUGGCGGACCUGCUGAUGCUGUCACUGUACUUUCACUACAAAUUUAAGAAACGCCCCUCGCUCUUGUCUACCCCCAUCAAUUCUCUGCUGUUGUUCACCUUGGCAAUGGUGUGUGCCACCCCGCUGCUGAGGAGCGCUGGCCCCUCGGCUGUCCCGGGCGAGGUCUUCCGGGGGCGGACGCUCCUGUCCGUGGAUCCGGGCAAUAAGCCCUUCACCCGGCAGGAAAUCAUCGGCUUCGUCAUCGGCUCCGUCUCCAGCGUCCUCUACCUGCUCUCCCGGCUGCCUCAGAUCCGCACGAACUUCCUGAGGAAGUCGACCCAGGGGGUCUCCUAUUCGCUGUUCGCCUUGGUGAUGCUGGGGAACACGCUGUACGGGCUGAGCGUGCUGCUCAAGAACCCCGAGGUGGGUCAGAGUGAGGGCAGCUACCUGCUGCACCACCUGCCCUGGCUCGUGGGCAGCCUGGGCGUGCUGCUGCUGGACACCAUCAUCUCCAUACAGUUCCUGGCGUACAGGAACACUGCCACCUCUGCGGAGCGCCAGCCCCUGCUGCACAGCUGACAGGGCCCCGGGCCGAGCCCAGGACGAACCGGGACCUCCAGCUGCCACACCCAGGAAGGGACAGCCAUGGGCAGACACGGUGCUGCCGACCCUGGACUGGACCGUGGAGGAAGCCUGGGGCGCCUUGAACUCCCCGCCCAGCUGCCUCCCCACCCACCUCCGAAGCCUCUUGGCUGACUCUCCCUGGAGCCCUGACCUGCCAGCUUCGGGGAGUGAGAGGGGCGCCAGGGCCAGCCCCCCACCCUCUUGGGACGCACGCCAGCGUCUGAGGCUUCUGUCCCUGGGAGCCUCAGGGAGGGCCUGCAGCUGAGACCUCGGCCUCUCAGAAGGCAUCGGCUCCCUUCCCUCCAUCUGCCUGCCCCUUCCCCACCCCGGAGCGGGGCGCAGGUGCAGCCCAGGAAACGGUACCUCCCAGCGAGGCCCUUUUCUGUCUUCAUUCCCGAGGUGCUGGGUCUGGGCUGCUCUGGAACAGCGGUGGAUGGGGACCGGGUCCCAGGCGGGGGCCUAAUGGUCGGGAAAUGGCAGAGCCAAGCAGGAGAGGACUGUCCGGCCUCCUGGGGACCUCUGGUUUUCUCACCUGCUUCUCAUGGAGAGGACACAGCAGUGAGGACGACGCUCUGACAGGCUCCCGGCCCCUCUGUGCUCAGGAAGAAGCAGAGAAGUUAAGGUUCAGAUCUUGGUUCUGCAUCUUAAGCUUGUCUGCACCUCAGUUACCUCAUCUGUGAAAUGGAGACGAUGAUAUCACCAUUUCGUAUUUCCUUCCAGGAUGGUGGAAUUAAUGGAGGUUAGCCCCCAAGUCUGGCAUGUGGUAAGAGCAUAAUAAAGGUGAAAUUUGGUAAUUUUCA